Messenger RNA from Suillus subalutaceus, 3460 nucleotides. RefSeq lists its product as uncharacterized. The coding region runs from base 1 to 3264 and encodes 1087 amino acids. NCBI's taxonomy places the organism in Eukaryota, Fungi, Basidiomycota, Agaricomycetes, Boletales, Suillaceae. The record is from RefSeq and is a predicted model, not a curated record. The transcript has 23 exons.
AUGACACCAUCCCACCCUCAAGUUCGCAUACAGACAGAUCCACCUCAAAUCUUCAAUAAAUCAAGCUCGACCACAGAAGCCAGAAAGGACUUGCGAUGGAUACCAGCUAACUCUACUUGGUCCAAAUGGAAACCCGUCAUUCGAAGUGCCCUUGCCGCCUGGAUCGCUGUAGUGGUGUUUAUUAUUCCCCGAACAGAGAAUAUAAUGGGGCAGGCAGCCUUCCUUAUUAUAAUAGCUUCAUUUUUAUCACCGCCUAGUGAUCCUUUCAUGGCAGUUCUGGAACGCGAAAUCAUCGUACUCAUCUUUGUGGCAUUAGGUUGGGGCUGGGUCUGCUUGGGCCUUUUGUUUGCUAGCUUCGCUCGCACACAAACCGUACCCGAUGCUAGUAUAGGCACUAUUAUCACAGGACAGUACAUCGAAGCAUGGCCCACUGUUAUCAUGGGCGUUUUCCUUUUCAUCGGAAGUGUUUUCUUCUUGUACAUCAAGGCUAGACUAGGCCCCGGACCUUUUCUCCCUGCUUCGGUGUUUGGAUGUAUAUGUGUCGACAUUUCCUUAACCACCGCGGUUCUUUUUCCUUAUCCAUAUUACAAGAUCGGUCAAUUAAUCAUUCUUCCCCUGGCCUUUCACUCUGCGAUCUCCCUCGUCAUAUCUAUUCUCGUGUUUCCGCAAUCUGGGGCCGUCGCGCCUCUUACAACGACUAUCUCAUUGCAUAGGUCUCAUCUCCUUGAAGACGUCACCUCAUCUGUGUUCUCCCACACACAGAUUACAGAUGCAACAAACAAAGCUGAGAAUGCAUUACCUAUGCUCGCAGUUGCUGCCCGACUACUAAGGGUUGAUAUCGUCUACGCACGCUUCGCGCCUACUGAUUACAACGAGUUGCACGCGAUCACGCGGAAGCUUAUGGUGCGAGUGCAUGGCAUGGGUGUAUACUAUACACUCAUCGAUCCGACGCGAGAGCGAUUCCCUGUCACUCCCGCUGCUUCCCGUCCCGCAACACCUGUACGUUCCAGACCACCAUCACCUCGGCCUGAUCGGCGGUCCUCCAUGACGACAGAAGAGAAGCACGCGUCCUCGGCCGACCAGGAACUCAGAGAUCGCAAACCAUCCCGCCACCAGCGGCCGCUAUCUUCCCACCCACGGUCACAUCCUGCGGGCUCCACCUCACCCUUCCAUUCGCACCGUACACAUAAGCACUCGCACUCGCACCACACACACAACACACUCUUGCACAGCUCCUUACUGCACCUGGCGCUGUCCCGGGUGCCAAAGCGCUCGGAAACAGCGGUAGGUGUAUUUGAAUCGCAAAAAUAUCUGAACUUGGAGGCGAUCCAUUUAUCGCAUCCGGAUUCAGCUUCCUUCACCGCUCGAGCAACGGAGCUACUCAGCGACAGCUGCCAGGAUCUCCUAGGUGUGUGCGAGGAAGUGCUUGUAAUAUCUGGGGCCUGGAUAGGCAAUGCUAGGAAGUUCAGCUUCAAUUUUUGGAGGGGUCAUCAUGAAGACAAGGCGCAAAUCCACAGCAGAGAAGUCCAGAAGUACGAGGAUUUACUUGAAAAGUUAACGAGGGAGUUAGAUGAAUUCACAACCAAGAAGAGAUUGACUGUGUUGGACCCAUAUCGUCCAAUGUUCGACCGCAGCUAUGGUGCAUCUAGUGACGAUGAAGUUCCUCCCCACCGGUAUCUAUUCCAUUGUUAUGUGUACCAAUACCAUCUCUUGCAGUUUUCUGUUGUAUUACAAGACAUGCUCAAAGAAAUCAUUCGACUCGAAACGGAAAGAAAGAAGCCCAGAUUAUGGCUUCCUUCCUUGCCAAAUUUGCUCACCUGGACAACAUGGGAACCGACUGAAACUAUCGAACGGGACGACGACGAGGAUCCUGAAAUAAUCCCAGGCGUGAACCCUGCUUGGAUGACGGACCUCGGAAAGGCAGUGAAACGCGAUCCCGAUGCACUUCCUCCAAGGAAUGCACUUGAAAUAGCCAUGAACUGGAUUUACCGCGCUGCCAUCGGCAUCGGAGGUGGAAACGUGCUCUUCGCCUUGAAAGCGGGAGCGUUAACAGUGAUCCUUUCUAUCCCAUCUUUCCUCAGGGUAUCGGCCGAGUUUGCAUACGCGAACAAGUUUGUUUGGGCGGUUUUCAUGGGUCAGCUUACCUUAGCACGUUUUCGUGGAGACACAACGUUUGGUCUAGUGGCUAGGCUAAUAAGUACCUUCGCUGGCGGCUUGAUUGGUACAACCAUGUGGUAUAUUUCCACAGGGAGUGGCCGAGGCAAUCCUUAUGGACUGGCAGCUGUGUGUGCGGUCUGCUACCCAUCAUUUUUCUUUGCUCGAUUGUAUUGGCCUAUCCCGCCCAUGACGAAUUUGAUUAUAUGGGUUACAGCGGCAUUGGUCAUGGGGUAUUCAUAUACAGACACUCAUUUGGCUGUCGCUUCGUCGCCAGGGUGGGGUAUCGAUGUGGCUUGGCGCCGUUUCGUACUAGUCUCCGUCGGUGUCUUAGCUGCAGGCAUUUUUUCCCUCUUCCCUCCGUCAAGAACUAUUCGUUCGUAUCAGCGGCGAACGCUAGCUACGACAUCAGCUGAACUUGGAUCGAUCUACUGUUCGGUUGUGUCUUACGCGAACUCACACGUAGAUAAAGACAGCACCAUCAUAAUUCGGAGCUUGUUAGCCAUCCGUAGCAAACUCAAGCGAUCACUCGUGCUGAAGGAGAACGUCAUAUACGAGUUUUCGCUGCGCGGAAAAUGGCCUGCGGAGAGGUACCACAAGAUAUUGGAGAUUCAACUGCAAAUCGCGUAUCAACUGUGUCAUUUGAUGUCCGUAGUGCAUCACCUGGAACCCGCUUGGGCUUAUGCCUUCCUUCGCCGGACCCGGAUGCUUGAUUCGGAUUUCCAAGGCGAUGUACUUGCUGUUAUCAGUCUCAUCUCCAAUGCACUGCGCACAGGCUCACCCUUGCCUCAAAUUACCCCAUGCCCAUUACUUGACAGGUUCAUGAUCAGGCAUCAUGGCUUGAACGUGGUGCAUGAGGAGUCAGAAGACAAUUACGGAUUGCCGCGGAUGCUUACUGUGGAAACGUUGGAGAAUUUGCAGUACCUGACAUUCUGCGUUGGCGUUUCCACCACCUUCGGAAUUAUCACUCGACUUGAUCGUUUGAUGGUUGCUGUUAAAGAGCUGGUUGGCGAGCAGUAUCAUAUUGAUGGUGUAGGGAUGGGGCAUCACAGAACGUGGACGGGAGAGAUGGCAUCGCCGACGUCGUCUAUGAGGGCGGCAGAAGUUUGAAUCGUUGACUGUUCGCGUUGUACGAUCUAGGAAGUUUUUUUCUGUACCAGUAAGUGCUGCACUCAGACCAAUCUAUCCUUUUCGAUUUGUCUACUGCGACGGAUAUCUGCACACAGCCAAGGAAAUAUUAUACCGAAUCACUCUAAUACCCCUCGCACGACAAUAAACCCAACAAUCAAUAGAUUACUUCUGCAAA